Molecule: messenger RNA, 3863 nt
Organism: Exophiala xenobiotica
Lineage: Eukaryota; Fungi; Ascomycota; Eurotiomycetes; Chaetothyriales; Herpotrichiellaceae
Exons: 4
Coding region: 496-3669 (1057 amino acids)
Source: RefSeq, a predicted model, not a curated record
CUCGCUCUCGCUGGCAACCCCUCCAUCCCCGCCACACUGUUUCUUCACCUUGCCAUUCGCUGCCCAACAUCAGCCCGUUCAACUGACUUUUGUCACGCCUGAAUCCUGACUGCCUGUCUUGCCCGGCUACAAAACUUACCGUUGUUGUGCUUUUAAGGCGGUAGUUCCCGGUCAUAUUGGCCUGAGGCAAUCAAGAACCAAGCCCUGAAAGCGUCGGGCACGCGCCCAACCUCAGAGCCCCAAUCUGGAUUACAUACUGGAUACUCGUCGCCUGCCAGCUGAACCGCCCUGCUCCAACAUCUUCCAUCAUCUUUUGCGUCCUUCCCAUCAAAUCACCUCAUCCGCCUUGCAGUCUUAUCUCCCACCAAAUUCACCGCUUCAAACCACAAAUUCUCUCCCACAACUUUCCGUGCGUUAUCAAUUUCAGACUGCUUUUGUCCUCGAGACAGUCCUCCCCUCCCCCCAGCCUGAUUGUGCCCUGCAUUUGCGCUCAGCAUGGGCUCCGUCUACCGAGACCGCUAUGACGACUCCCGAACCUCCGUUUCCUCCGCUCGACGCGAUGGUGGAUACACAACAGUCAAGCGCUACGUGGUAAAAGAAGAUGACAGCCGCUCAGCCAUCGGUCGAGACCGCCGAUCUUUCAUCCCGGAUCGUGCAGGCGAGCGAGUGGAAGAGACACGGAUUGUCCGUCGUGAACGUGAGGUUGAAGAGCCCGUGCGCGAGCCGCGCCGGGACGACGCUCGCGUGUCCGAGCGUGAGCUUGUCAUACGCCGUGAGCGGGACGAUGAACCUCGACGAGACCACUAUGAAAGAGAUUACUACGACGUCAGGCGUGAAGAUCCUGUGGAAAGAGAGCUUGUCAUUCGGCGAACCACCGAGCGUGACGAACCUCGUCGAGACGACCUUACAGUCACAAGAUUUGAUGACCGAGGUCGGGAUGUUCGCCUCACUGAAACUACUCGCUACCGAGAUGAUUUCGAAGUUCUCCCACCUACCCGUGGUGGCUUCGACGAACGAGACCUCCAGAAAUACACCCGUACGGCGGAAUACUUUAGUCCGCCACCCCCUCCGCCUCAAACAAUAAUUAUCCGCCAAGAACCCAUUAUCAUCCGAGAACGAGUUCGAGACGAUGAUUACCAAAUCGUGCGUAAAUCUGAUGUGGAAGACGAGCGAAGCGUCGUCCGCCGGGAACCACCACGUGGUGAAGAGGACUUUUUCUACGAGAAGAAGGUCCGUGAGCGGCUUGAUGAACCGGAUGACUAUUACGAGCGUCGGGCUCGGCGAGGCCGGUCUUUGAGCCCACAUGACUCUGUUUCUCAACGAGGCCGCGACUACAGCAGUGACGACAGUAUGGUCUAUGUGCGGAAAGAGACUCGCGAAGAGGAAAGCCCCAGUCCUCACCGUCGUAGAAACCUUGCUGCUGGUGUUGUUGCUGGGAUCGGAGCUGCCGAGCUUCUUCGACAUCACAAAAAGAAGGAAGGGAAGGACACUUCUCAAGGUAUUGGCCGCGUUGGCCGUGACGUGGGUGCUGGUGCGCUAGGAGCUCUUGCGGUAGAGGGUAUUGAGCGGUACCGAAGCAGAAGUCGCCGACGUUCGCGAAGCCGCUCCUCAAGCCGUCAUCGCUCUCGCUCCCGACGACGACGGAGCCGGUCUCGCUCCGAGUCACCAUCAAAACUGAAGACCCUAGGAGCCGUUGGCCUAGGUGCAGCAGCUCUGGCGGCGGCAGCCACAUUUGCUGGCAAGCGUCUCGCGAAAGGCAAGGAAGAUGAUGGAGGCCGUCGCAGUCGUUCUCGACGGCGAUCAAGGUCCAGAUCAGCUUCUAUCUCGAGCCUAGAAAAUGACCCGUCAGCUCCGGCCAGCGAUGCUCGCAAUCCUCGCCAUCGCAACAAGAGGAUGGCCGAAGCUGGUGCUGCCGGCGCUAUCGUAGCAGGGCUCAUUGAGCGUGCCAGAAGCAAGUCUCGGGCCAGAGACGGCAAGGAGCGCUCUCAAAGCCGUGUUCGGCAGGCUCUUCCUGUGGUCGCGGCAGGCUUAGGCAGUGCCGCGCUAGCUGGUCUCUACGAGAAGAACAAGGCCAAGAAAGAGGCCGAACUGAUCGCCAAGGAUGGACGUCGUGCACGUUCAAGAUCCAGAAGCAGAGCUCGAUCUGAUGCCUAUUAUGAUGGACCACGAGAGGGCGCUGUUAGCGAUCCCGGACUGAUCGAGUAUGGCAACGGUCCGAUGUACGGCAAUAAUUUUGGUCCAGAUUAUUAUGGUAGGCCGCCGCCACCGGAAGGUUACUAUGGUACUUCAAACGCUGUAGUCCCAGCUGCGGCUGCCGGUACCGCUGCUGCGUAUGGGGCGCAGAGAGCGAGAAGUCGAAGUCGAAGCUUGAGCCGUGAACGAGGCGGUCGAAGAUCUUCUCGCAGCUCUAGCUCUUCCCCUGACCGGCGUCAAAGUCGCCGCCGGUCGUCAAGAGAUGCUACAAAGAUGGCUGCUGCUGCAGGUGCUGGAGCAGUUGCUGCUUCUGAGUACGAUAGACGCAAGCAGGAGAAGCGUGAGCGCAAAGCAAGAAGGCGUCGUGAAGAAGAAGGAGGAUAUGGCCACGAUCCUUACGAAGACAGCUACAACCCUAACCAGCAAUAUCCUCCUACGCCUCCUCCCCCCGUCAAUGACCCCUACGCUUCACAACAAGGUUUCUAUCCCCAGACAAGCCAGUUCCCGCCUCCUCCAGGAGCUGUACCACAGCAGCAGUAUCCUCCACAAACCUCAAAUCCAGGUGCGACGACGGGAAAUCCAUAUGGACAGGCUUAUCCACCUCCACCACCUGGUCCUCCACCAAAUGCCACUGGCACCAAUUAUGAGGCAUAUGCUUCUGGUGCGAAUCCUUACGCACCGCGUGGUCCUGAAAAUGUGAGUGCCGUGCCGAAUUUUACUUCUGGCGGUCCUUUUGCAUCUGCCACUCCCAAUGACCAGAACCAUGUCAAUGGUGUAAAUGGGACAGUGUCUGCUCCAACUCCCCCGCCAUUCGCCGAUGCCGAUCCGGCUGCGGCUGCUGCUCCAUCAAGUUAUGAACCUCCUCGUGGCCACCUGAGUCCACAAAAUGCAGAUGCUCCUUUGACUGAAAGAUCAACAUCUCCGGCACGUUCUCGAUCGCAACCACCUCCAUCCGGUAGAAAGAGUGUUCAAUUUGCUGAAGCCCCACAAGUAACCACCGUUUCUGAUACGACACUGGGAGGAUCCGAAGCUUCGAGUCCUGAACGUCAUCACGAGAGACAGAAGCACUCACUAUCCGGCGGAUACGAAGCAGGAGAUGAUACAGAUUCUACACUAGACCAACUUCGUCGAGGAGCGCGUGAACAACCAUCUCGGUCUCUUGACCCAGGUUCGAGGGAUCGAAGGCACCAUCGACGGCGCCGGUCUCAUGAGCCCACUUCGUCUCGUGGCGAGCCAAGCAGUAGUUCGAGAGGUCCAGAACUUGAACGAGUCACAAGCCCAGCCGAUUCGGACGCGACAGUCGAGCUACCGGCAAGAUUUGACGAGAAAGGCCGCAAAAAGCCGGAACCAGGACAGGACCCUCUAGCAGACAAGAUCGAGGAGAUUUUGGCCGGGAGAGGCGCGGCCGGAAAGAUGUUUGGCAACUUUUUGGAUGGACUCCUCGGCCCGGAUGGCAGGAGGAAAAAGAGCAGAUGACACAAUACAGAUGUUUGCAGAAGGUACGACAUGGUGACAAUUGGAGCACCGCGCCACGAAUUUCAUUUGGUUACUGAUUGGAAAGGUAUCUUGGAGUUAUGCUUGGUUAAAGUGAUUUCCCUACUCAUGAAAUGACGAGCUGCAGAAACAACCAGCCAUGAUGAGCCUGAUGAGCCUGAUGAGCCUGAUGAGUC